Molecule: messenger RNA, 2098 nt
Organism: Phymastichus coffea
Lineage: Eukaryota; Metazoa; Arthropoda; Insecta; Hymenoptera; Eulophidae
Product: T-cell immunomodulatory protein
Exons: 6
Coding region: 305-2098 (597 amino acids)
Cellular component (GO): plasma membrane
Source: RefSeq, a predicted model, not a curated record
AUUACCAUAAAAGAUGGCAACAGUAAUAACUGCUGCUAUAUUUUAGGUUAUUUUUUUGCGCCUGCGUUCUAAUGAGAUACUUACACACAUACGUAGUCAUAUAGAAUAGAAACAGCUAUAUGGAUUUACCAACAGAAUUAGAACGUAUGUGUAUGGAUUAUUGAAGUGUCAUUAAUGGUUGGUAAUUACAUUAUUUUUGGAGCAAUAUCGAUAGCAAUUUGUUAUCAAAGUUUUAUAUAGCUUGAGGCAUUGGAGGUGUUAUAAUAACAUGAAAUCAUCUAUCAGGUAAUACAAACAUCUAAUCAUGAAGUUGUGGAUCCUCCUUGUCCUGUUCAAUGCCCUAGUGGGAUUGGGUUUAUGUAGUGAUAUCACUAGUGCUGUGUUUGGAAAAGAAUUGGAUGGAAUGCCAGCAGCUUUCGGUGAUUUCGAUUCAGAUGAACUGACAGAUGUAUUUGUACUGCGUAAUGAUGGAAGAACCGUACAAAUUAUGUUGGCAUCCAAUGAGGAGCCAUUGCUGCAAGCAAGGAAAAAAUACAGUUGCACAUUUGAUGAAAAAGUUAGCAGUGUUGUCCCAGGAGACUUUGAUGGAGAUGUUUUCAUGGAUGUUCUGGUUACUACUCAUGUAAAUAAAACCACUAAUGUUUUUAUUUUAUGGGGUAGCAAUGAAAGACUUGAUUGUUCUGAUGCAAAAGUGCCAUUGAUUCAAAUGCGAGGCCAACCAUUGGCCAUUGAUUAUAACCAAGAUAUGAUUAUUGAUUUGUUUGGUUCUGAUGUACAUGGCAUAAGAACCUUCUGGAUUUUUAGCACCAAUCGAACAGAACAAACACCAAUAGUCAUGAAGAAACCCAAGAAAUUAGAAAAACUGUUGCCAAUUCGUCGGCCUCAUGCUAAUGCUUUUUUGAAUUUAAACAGUGACUAUUAUGCUGAUCUAGUUGUAACAACAGAUGAAUAUUUUGAAAUAUGGCAUGGUAAAGAAAAUGGAUUUGAAUUCAAAGAGACAAUUCCAUUACCCACUAUUCCAACAUUAAAAACAUUAACAAUAGGCCAAUCAUUGCACUUGGAUGUAGAAUUGGAAGGAAAAACUGAUCUUAUUUUACCUGUUUGUUCACUAAAUUCUAAUAAUAGCUGUGAACAAAGUUCUAUUAUGAUAUAUUCAGAUGGAAAAUGGCAAGAUAUAAAUAUUAAUUUCAUGGACAAUUCAAAAACACAAUGGAAUUUUGCUUUUGAUGGUGGACGGCGAUAUGUAGAUACAAUAACAAUCAGAGGUGGAGAUUUCAAUAUGGAUGGGUACCCAGAUCUACUUGCUACAUUACAAUCGAAUACAAGUCCACCUAAAAUGCGCUCAUUCCUCCUCGAAAAUGUUCAGUGCGAUCAAAAUUGUGGGGCUUUUGAUAGAACUUUCACUGUGCGUUGGAAUGCACUGAAUCCAUUUGUUAAUGAGAGUGUUAUGGCAGUAUUUUAUGACUUUUAUCAAGAUGGUGUAUUGGAUGUAAUAUUGGUACUCAAGGAUCUUAAGGACAAAAAUAUUUAUAAAACAGCAGCCUUUAAGAAUAGCCUUGACUAUGAUGCUAAUUUUCUCAAAGUAAUGGUACUCACUGGAAGAACAAACAGUAAAUAUCCAAUCUCACCUGGUAGUUCGGGAAAAAAGAAAAGGACAUAUGGAACAAAUUUACCUGGUCCUUCAAUUUCAUACCAAACUACUACCCAAGAUAGUAGAUUAAGAAAUGCCAUUGCUGCACAGUUGCCUCAGAGUGCUCAUUUUUCAUUGAAUUUACCCUAUACAACGUUUGGACUUGGAAGGACACCUAAUUUUAUUGAUUACUUGACGAUUGGGUUGUCCAAUAGAUCACGGGAAUGGCCGCAAAUCAUUCCGAAUUCACAAAUGGUGGUCAUACCGAACCCUGUGACGGACCCCUCGCGAUGGAAGGCGCAGCUUUUUGUAACACCAAGCAAACUGAUCUUGUUGAGUGCAGCCGCAUUGACUGCCACCUGCGGACUCAUUAUCGCGAUCAUUGCCGCUCUAUACUGGAAAGAAAGACGAGAAGAUAAAAUCGAGAAGUUGCAGGAGGCACAUAGAUUUCACUUUGAUGCUAUGUAA